Messenger RNA from Pseudomassariella vexata, 918 nucleotides. RefSeq lists its product as uncharacterized. The transcript has a single exon. The record is from RefSeq and is a predicted model, not a curated record. The coding region runs from base 1 to 918 and encodes 305 amino acids. Lineage: Eukaryota; Fungi; Ascomycota; Sordariomycetes; Amphisphaeriales; Pseudomassariaceae.
AUGCAGCCUACUGCAUCGGCAUUCGUCAAGCACUUCUCUACGACUACUGUCCGUCAAGUCACCAAGAUCCCGCCCGAGUCUCCUGACUACAUCAAUGUCCCCAAGGCCCCACUUUCACAGUCAGACGAAGUUGAUAACAAACCAUCGCCCCUCGAAUACAAAGGCCACUUGCCCAUCCCCCGGCCCGUCUUCAGACAACGAAACAGCGCCGUCAGGAAAGCCGAUCCCCUGUUUCUGCAAAAGUCCGCGCCACUGCCGACUUCGAAAAAGUCCCAGCGGGAGCCAUUGAGUGAACAUGAAGCCUGGGAACGUCGCAUGGCCGCAUCACGACGGAAGAACCUCGAAGAGGGUAUUACGCAGUUGUGGGAGCGGAAGAUAGAGACUGAGAACGUGAGGGACGUUCGAAACAGGAGGAAGGUGCGGCGCAACACCGAGGCCAUGAAUAUGCCGAAGCGCGAAGACGAAGUGUUCACAGAAGCCACCAUACCGGCCGUGUUGCUCGAGACGGCCGUCUCACGCGACCCCUUAGCCUUCGUGACCGCGCGCAAGUCGCGACAACGUACGCGGAAGCUUGUCGAAAAGAAGUCCGAUGAUCGUCAAGAUGCUCUGCAACACCUAUACAUGAAUGCAAGGUCCUUCAUCGUGGACGAGGAAGAGCUCAAUGCCCAGAUCGAGAAGCUGUUCAAAGACGACUACUUUUCGAGUGUGGGGAGCUCUACCGGAUACAAGGCACAGAACGUUUGGGAUGUUCCCGGGAUGCCUAUGUCGGUACGCGAGAUGCUGAGCGACGUCACUAAGACCGAUAACAAGGCUGUGGACUCUGGUAUCAAAGAUGAUGGUAACCGCACCAAGAAGCGACAAAAGAAGAUCACUGAGGACUUGACGGGUGGGCCCAUGGAUAUGUGGCGUAUCUUUUAG